Messenger RNA from Hyla sarda, 2478 nucleotides. Its product is annotated as E3 ubiquitin-protein ligase RNF14-like. The record is from RefSeq and is a predicted model, not a curated record. Gene Ontology annotation, cellular component: ubiquitin ligase complex; cytoplasm. Bases 194 to 1516 code for a protein of 440 amino acids. Gene Ontology annotation, biological process: protein polyubiquitination; ubiquitin-dependent protein catabolic process; positive regulation of proteasomal ubiquitin-dependent protein catabolic process. NCBI's taxonomy places the organism in Eukaryota, Metazoa, Chordata, Amphibia, Anura, Hylidae. The transcript is spliced from 9 exons. Gene Ontology annotation, molecular function: ubiquitin protein ligase activity; ubiquitin conjugating enzyme binding; zinc ion binding.
CAUGAGUCUUCUUUUAUGACAGAUGACACUGUCCCUCACUGCCACCUGUUUACAUUGUAUGUCGCCUCUUCCUGACACGCCUGACUAACAGUACAACUGUCUCCAGAGUCUCCUUCACCAUUUAUACACAAACACUUCAAGACAAUAAGUGAGAUACAGUAACUAUGUGGAGUACAUUAUAGGACUAUAACCAAUGUCAACAGAAGAUCAAGAGGCCCAGGAGGAUGAACUAUUAGCCCUGGCUAGUAUAUACUCUGAAGAUGAAUAUAAAAGGGCGGAUGCGGCUCUUGGAGGGGAAAUUCAUUUGUGCUUGGAGUUACCUUCAGAUUUUGUAAUAUCUAUAAAAAGCAACAGUGCAACAAACUCCUUUGUAGACAACUUUGAGAACACCGUGUCCUUUCUGCCAUCAAUCAUCUUGAACUUUGAACUUCCUCCCGGAUAUCCAUCCACUUCACCCCCGAACUUUACAUUAAGCUGCAAGUGGCUUUCUCCAGCACAGCUCACUCUCUUAUGCCAGCGUUUAGAUGACCUAUGGGAGGAGAACAAGGGAUGUGUUGUCUUGUUUCAAUGGAUUCAGUUUCUAAAUGAGGAGACACUCGAUUACUUGAAUAUAAAAUCUCCAUAUGAAAUUAAGAUGUCUAGUAAUGGUGUACAGUGCUGGAUGCAGUCCCAUGAAAAGACCCCUGAUGAUGGGGUCUUAUUGGACACAAGGGCUAUACAGGAUGAACAGUCAGUUUCUGCACUGGUCAAAUAUGUCUUGGACUUCAAUGAAGCCCAACAGAAGAAGGCUUUUGAUCGGAAACUAUUCUUGUGCAAUAUCUGUUUUAUAGAGAAAUUGGGCAGUGACUGCACCCACUUUAAGGCAUGCGAGCAUGUAUAUUGUAACACCUGUCUUAAAGAAUACUUUGAAGUCCAGAUUAAGGACGGACAAGUCCAUGCCCUGAACUGCCCUGAACCUGAAUGCACAUCUGUUGCAACACCUGCUCAGGUAAAGGAUCUGGUAGGGGAGCAGCUUUUUAGCCGCUAUGAUCGUCUCCUCCUGCAGUCAAGCCUGGAUUCAAUGGCUGAUGUUGUUUACUGCCCCCGUCCAAGCUGUCAGACACCAGUCAUGCAGGAACCAGAUAAAACAAUGGGAAUUUGCUCAGUUUGCCAAUAUGCAUUUUGUGUCUUCUGCAGAAUGGCCUUCCAUGGACUCUCUCCUUGCAAAGUAACUGCAGGAAAACUUGUUGAACUGAUUGAAGAGUAUCUGACUGCAAGUGAGGAAAGAAAGAGAGAAAUGAUACAGAGAUAUGGACAGAUUGAGAAGGCUAUAGAACAAAUGAAGAACAGGGAGUGGUUAGAGGAGAACUCCAAGCCCUGCCCUAGCUGUAACAGUCCCAUUGAGAAAAUUGAUGGUUGUAACAAAAUGACCUGCACUACAUGUAAGCAGUACUUCUGCUGGAUCUGUCUGAAGAUACUGUGUCAAGAAAACCCAUAUAAACAUUUUGAGACCCCUUUAGCAUGUUUGAAACGAUAGUAAUCAUUCCAUGAAGAAGAUAGAUUUCCUUAUAGUCAAAUGGAACUGAAAGUAUCAAUUAUAAAUGACAAAAAUGUUACAAACAAAUACUUGUACAAUUCCAAAAUUGUGGGCGAAGGUUUCUACAAAAAGUUUACUAAAAGCUGCACAGAGCUCAUGCUCCACAAAGAAAUCAAAGUACUAAAACUGUUUAUUUACUAUAUUCACUUGUGGGUUCCACACUCCAUUCAUUUAUGCCAUCACGGCAAUGUACAAAGAGGUAUGAAUAAAUGUCAGGUUUGAGGGUAUGAAACAGGAUCAGGAGUUGGCAUUGAGGUGGUUAGAAGCUGGGUGCUGUUCUUGUCCAGGCUCAGAUCAUACAUUGUCAAUACGUAUGUUCUGCAGUGUACUGUACAAAUGAUUGAUCACCUAUGGCAGGCUGUCAUAAGAGAUCUGACAUGGCAGCCAUGACAACCGAUCAGCACUUCACAAUUAUGUUUUGACUGUAAUGAGAAGAAUAGGGAUGUGAAGCCAUAAUCCUCACCUGCGCCCAUGUCCCUUCCUACUUGGAGUCUCUGAUAAAAGAAGCCCCAACUUAACGACAGUCCCUUCUUAACUAAGUGCACAGGAAACCUAUGGCCAGCAAGUGUCCUGUUUAAAUAGUCUGGGCUGAGAGAGCAUGGGAACUCGGGGUUGACCAUAAUGGGCUUGCUUUCACUGCUCUCUCCCCACUAUCAGCGAGGCUGACAUGCACAGUGCCACAGAAGAUGGAACUUCGUGGACACUGUACCCAUUGUUGGAAUGCAGCCAGGUAAGUAUAUUAAAGUGGUUAGUGUCUUAAAAACAUGAGAGACAUGACAGGAUCAGAACCCAAUUAUAGUAUCUUCAGUGCAGAUCACUGAUGGUGAAAUUGAGCGCACAUCUGUCAUACAUUUUGAGCAAAUGUCUCUUUGAGGUUAAACUAGAUGUAGUAGGGGAGAUUU